AGUGUAACUCAAGGACGAGCUAAACGAUUUGUAAUAAUCAGUCUAUUCAAAGCAUUGCUAGGACGAUCGUGCCGCGCAUGCGAGAAAAGAUGAAAAGGAUGUUAUUCCGGCUGACUGGCGUGAAUAUAGCUAUAUUCGCGGUGCGGAUACACCUUGUCUUAGUUCGUGCAUUACCAUGGAGGACUUGGCACCCGAGGAGAACGUUACAUCGUUACGGCAAAACAUUUCUUUUGAUUUCCCCAUAAUGGGACAGAACAUUACUUACGGCCAAGAAGUGUUCCGUAAAUCCGUCGUCAUCGUCGGCGUGCUUUUGAAUUGCCUCGUUUUCUUUGUGGUGAGUUUUUCGCGACAGUUGCGCUAUCCGCGUCAUACUUUUUGGGCUGUUAUUGCCUUCUUCGAAUGUGUCUUUUUGGUCAAAUGCGCACUCGAACUGGCCGUCGUUGUGCAUCACGAUCAUUUGGCGUGUCAAAUUUUAGUUCUUCUGGCACCUGUCGACUACUCAAUCCUGUUGCUUUGCCUUUCAUUGGCUGCACUCGAUCGUUAUUUGGCAAUCGUCCGCUACGAAUGGUACAAGUCCAGCGUGAGCAAUCGAGGAGUCAUCGUUUUGAUUUCUCUAUUGUCCAUAUUGACUUUUAUCGUAAUAACGAGUCCAUUCUGGACUGGCUAUUUUUCCAUUUAUACCUGUACGAACAAUUUGACCCACAUGCAUUGGAUCCUCAUUUGGGACUUGUUUUUGGGCACUGCUGGCGUCAUCCUGCACCUCAUGAUUUUCAUGGAAUCCAAGGCUCUUAUUCAACAGUACUUAGUAAAUCGCCAUCAGGAACCGAUUACCGUCAGAUUCGUCAACUCGGUGGCCCUUCAACACAAUUCUCUUCCUGGAAGAGGAGCAGAACCGUCGCCAUCAGCUGACAGGAUUUUCUUCAAUUUUCCAAAAAAUUCUACUUUGGCUGACAAUGAACAUUCCCGCCAACGUCUCCCUGCUCAUCAACUACCGUCUUCCAUUGAAAACCUUGACAAUGAAUGUUUCCCUUGGAUGUAUCAAGCAGGAUCAAAACUUAAUCGACUUGAAAUACGCGCCGCCCUCAACAUGUCCGUCAACAUCUUGCCGUUUUGGUUGUGUACAUUUCCGGUUUCAUGUAGUGUUGUAGUCCUGUAUUGGUGCAUCCGGCUCGAGGGCGAGUGCGGUAGCAUUUUGCUUCCAUGGCCUUACUUGUGGAAUCUCUUCCUACUCCAUAGCAUCUAUAAUCCGGUUAUGUACAUGGCCACCAGUUCCGAAUUCUGGCGGGCUCUCGUUCACAUAACGAACAAAGUUGCGAUCGCGUUUCAUGUUAAGCUGGCAAGUGGAAUUUGAACGCGUUACCUCCUGUCCAUCUUUCCAAAAGAACGUCAGCUGACGAUUUAUUUUCACGCUUGUUUGUAAAUGUAUCUAGCUGAUAUCGCCCGACUAUUACUGUAACAUUUUCUAAGUUGGGUCGAUAAUCCGGAUCAUUCGGUCUCUUGUCGUGGAAUUCUAAAUAUGAAUGCAUAGUGUCUACUUUUAUCUGGAAGUAUUGUCGCGACUGUUUUACCGGUACGUUUGUAAUAUUUUUGUAUGGAUCACUGAAUUUGACCUAAGAAUCUAGUUCUGAUGACGCUGUUUAGAAGAAGGCCCCGAGAUAAAAGAAUGAUUCCUACUUUAACCUGGUUUUUCAUAGAAAUUUAAAUCCCUCUUUUGGGUUUUCAUUGCAAAAAAAAAAAAAUUUAAGGUACCCAAUCACCAGUUUUCUAGUUCAUUUUGUGUAAUGUUUUUUUUUAUAUUUUCCACUGUGGCACCCACUGCAUAUUAUUUUUUAACAUCAAUGUCGCCCGUUAUGUCAAAUUGUACAAUUAUUGGUCUAAAUAAAGAUUGCGGAAGUUUCCUGAUAGGGA
Daphnia magna is the source of this 1908-nucleotide messenger RNA. RefSeq lists its product as uncharacterized. Lineage: Eukaryota; Metazoa; Arthropoda; Branchiopoda; Diplostraca; Daphniidae. The transcript is spliced from 2 exons. Gene Ontology annotation, molecular function: G protein-coupled receptor activity. Bases 176 to 1351 code for a protein of 391 amino acids. The record is from RefSeq and is a predicted model, not a curated record. Gene Ontology annotation, cellular component: membrane. Gene Ontology annotation, biological process: G protein-coupled adenosine receptor signaling pathway; adenylate cyclase-activating G protein-coupled receptor signaling pathway.